This is a messenger RNA of Exaiptasia diaphana, 2256 nucleotides long. RefSeq names its product sex-determining region Y protein. The record is from RefSeq and is a predicted model, not a curated record. Bases 201 to 941 code for a protein of 246 amino acids. Gene Ontology annotation, molecular function: DNA-binding transcription factor activity, RNA polymerase II-specific; RNA polymerase II cis-regulatory region sequence-specific DNA binding. The transcript has a single exon. NCBI's taxonomy places the organism in Eukaryota, Metazoa, Cnidaria, Anthozoa, Actiniaria, Aiptasiidae. Gene Ontology annotation, biological process: cell differentiation; regulation of DNA-templated transcription; anatomical structure morphogenesis.
AGUCAUAGCUUUAAACUCUAGACCAAGCACGUGUGAGGGUUACUUGUCUUGUUAGCUCAUACGAUCAAAAGACACCACCGAGUACAAGCGGUAUUAGUCUAUUUGACACACUUCCCAGUGCGCAUCGGUGAUACAAACUCGUGUUCACAGUCAAUUCAACCACGUACAAGAACCACAACAUUACAGGCGACAACUCCAAAAUGAGCUCCGAAAUUCAAAGCUCGCAAAUCAGUGAAUUAAAAGCGACUACAGAAAAGAUCAAGCGGCCAUUAAAUGCGUUUAUUAUUUGGUCAAAGAAACGCAGAAGAGUUAUUGCCAACGAGAAUCCGCAGAUGCAUAACUUUGACAUUAGCAGAAAGCUAGGACUGGAAUGGCAGAAGUUAUCUGAACAAGAAAAGUCAUUUUACUUCGAGGAAGCAAAACGUUUGAAAGAAGAGCACAAAGAACGGUACCCAAACUACAAGUACCAACCAAGAAAGCGCGACAAAUCAAACAAAAGAGGCAAGAUGUUUCAAGGGGCUCCAUUUCAUUUCAAUUUCUUCACACCCGGUGCACCGUACUACGAAGCUGGAGGAUACCCGUAUAGCACCGUCCCAGAAACAAGGAUCUCAGCAAGCUUAUCACCAAAAACAUCUCACCAUACCAAUGAAGUCAACCUUGAAACAAGUUCACCGAAGUCAAGCUCGCCUCCAGCUUCUUCUCCGAACAAGUCAAGCCAGGAAACCUCGAGCAAAAGUAACGUCAUUUGCCCUGGUUUUCGUCCACCUUCAGAAACCUUCGUCGCAUAUCGAACAACAUGUGAUUCGUCUGCGUAUAUGCAUCUAAGACCAGGACUUGAAUGGUCAUCGCAUUGGUAUCCAGGGUCUUCGACAAGAAUAGGGACAGUUCCUUAUUAUGGCUGUUUAUACCCGUGGCAUUCUCGACCUGAAUACCAUUCGUAAAUACAUUAACAGUGUAGAUAAUUAUUAUAAGGUUAUAAGUUUGCCUUAACGUUAUAACAAGGCACUUUGUUUUGUCAUGUACUGUUUUAACUGGUAUUACAAAUAAGGAUCUAAUCUUGGACAUGAACUAUAAGUUUGAUUUACAAGGGAAAGUUUUGGGAAGUUCUUGGAGAGAGCUAUAACUAAGAGGUUUUGCUUUAGAUAGUCUACGAAAUAACUUCGUUUUUAGAAGCUUAAGUCAGUUUAUCGAUAGCUUAUAGUCUUUGGUUGACAGACACGAAGUUAUUAACUAAAUAAUACAACUUUUAGUUUACAAACUUGGAGUUAAUCGUGCUUGCAAUUGUAAUUAUACCAGUCGCCAUGAUAUAGUAAUAGAGAAAUCGCUGAUCGCAUCAUUGUGGGUUAAAUUAACUUCCUCUGUGAACACGAAAAGAAACUUUUGUGUAAAUAACAAACGCUUUUGAUGCCGAAAAAUUGCGACUUCUAAAAUACAGAGCUUUUCAAGUUUUAAAAAUCUUUGAUAAUAGUAAAACCAAAUAGAAUUGUACUAUCAGAAUCUUUAAUUUUAUAGAGCUCAAUUUUUUGAAAGCAUAAAGGGGCAUAAAGUUUUGUAAACUUUGCUGCGGUCUUUUAGAGAACAGCUUUGGCGGAAACUUCACUGUUUACACUUCAAACCCGCAUUGAACUUAUCUAAUCUUGUUUUGAGAAAGGCACGAAAGAAACCGGCUUAAGCUUAACGAUUAUUGAUCAACUUACGACAAAGAUCAAAAGUUGAGCAGUUGAAUGCAAUUGUGGGGUUCAAAAUGGUCGUGGUUGGAGUUUGUCCCACCACGUGCUAUGCUCUUUUAGAUUAUAGUUCAAAAUAAGUUUUAUAGUGGUUUAGAAACUCCAGUCAACUGCUCAGAUGAAUUUUUGUUGUACUUCUUGUUCGCUAAAGACAUCAUUAUAAAGAACUUCUUAAAAAAAGGUUUUCGUACACUUAUUGUACUAGAAAAUUAAAAUCAACUACCAUUUCUUCUGGCUAUCGAGAUGCAGGUCUAAUUUAAGCUUUUUUCCUUCAAUUAUCAGCGUGUUCUUUAACCAAGCAAUGUAAUUACGCUCUUUUUUAGCUCCAAAGCAAAGUUGAUCUUAUUAUCUUCGAAGUUUUAUAGUUAUUUUAAAUAGAUUUAGACAAUGAUCUUUGUAUAUGUAAAUUUUGGUUAGCACCAGAACGUUAAAUGUCCGGUGGUUGAAUGGGUAUAUUCAUCGGGACAAAAUCUUUUGUUAAUAACAUAGGCUACAAUAAAUUAAAGAUAUAAGCUAUGGAACUGUGUAA